Oncorhynchus kisutch (coho salmon) is the source of this 3981-nucleotide messenger RNA. Its product is annotated as atlastin-2-like. Lineage: Eukaryota; Metazoa; Chordata; Actinopteri; Salmoniformes; Salmonidae. The coding region runs from base 59 to 1963 and encodes 634 amino acids. Gene Ontology annotation, molecular function: GTP binding; GTPase activity. The record is from RefSeq and is a predicted model, not a curated record. The transcript has 12 exons.
AGGGGAGGGGUUUGGGGUUUUUACGUCAGCUGAAUUUGAUUAUUUUGAACGGGUCAAGAUGGCGGAGAAGAGCGGGUUGAAGCAUCGGAAUCACUCUCAGCAAAAUAGCGAAAACAGCACUUUCGACGAAGGUGAGCAUGGGGUGGAGGAUGUGCCUCAUAAGAUGAGCCCUGAGGAAGAGAAGGCCCUGUUGUCGGAGGAAGAUGCGUUGUCGGCCAGGCCGGUACAGAUCGUUGUGGCUCAUGAGGACGACCACGCCUUUGAGCUCGACGAGGCGGCGCUGGAGCGCAUCCUGCUGCAGGAGCAUGUGCGCGACCUCAACGUGGUGGUGGUGUCGGUGGCCGGUGCCUUCCGCAAGGGCAAGUCCUUCCUGCUGGAUUUCAUGCUACGCUUCAUGUACAACCAGACAUCCUGCUCCUGGCUGGGUGGGCACGAGGAGCCACUGACAGGCUUCACCUGGCGGGGGGGCUGCGAGAGGGAGACCACGGGCAUCCUGGCAUGGAGCGACGUGUUUGUGGUGGACAAGCCAGAUGGGAGCAGGGUUGCGGUUCUUCUAAUCGACACACAGGGGGCUUUCGACAGCCAAUCAACCAUCAAAGAUUGUGCGACACUGUUUGCGUUGAGCACCAUGACCAGCUCUGUACAGGUUUACAACUUGUCUCAGAAUGUGCAAGAAGAUGACCUUCAACAUCUCCAGCUCUUUACCGAAUAUGGAAGGCUGGCCUUGGAGGAAAUCUAUGAGAAACCCUUUCAGACUUUAAUGUUUCUUAUAAGAGACUGGAGCUACCCUUACGAGCAUCCCUAUGGCUUGGACGGAGGGAAGAGUUUCCUGGAGAAGAGAUUACAAGUGAAACAGAACCAGCAUGAGGAGCUGCAGAACGUCAGGAAGCACAUCCACUCCUGCUUCUCUAACAUUGGCUGCUUCCUCCUGCCCCACCCCGGCCUCAAGGUGGCCACCAACCCCAACUUUGAUGGCAGACUCACAGAUAUUGAUGACGAUUUCAAGACUGAGCUCGUCAACCUAGUGCCAAUCUUGUUGUCCCCGAAGAACUUGGUGGAGAAAGAAAUCGGAGGAUCCAAAGUGACGUGCCGAGACCUUGUACAGUAUUUCAAAGCAUACAUGAAAAUAUACCAAGGGGAGGAGCUGCCUCAUCCCAAGUCAAUGUUACAGGCAACGGCUGAAGCCAACAACCUUGCAGCUGUUGCAGGAGCAAAAGACAUUUACAACAAAGGCAUGGAGCAGGUUUGCGGAGGCGACAAGCCCUACAUGUCCCCGGAUCAACUGGAGCGUGGCCACGCGAACCUGCGGCAGGUGGCGGUCAAACACUUUCGCUCGGUCAAGAAAAUGGGCGGCGAGGACUUCUGCCGGUGCUACCAGGAGCAGCUUGAAGCAGAGCUGGACGAGGCCUUCACGAACUUCAUCAAGCACAACGAUGGCAAGAACAUCUUCUACGCGGCGCGCACGCCAGCCACGCUCUUCGCCGUCAUGUUCGCCAUGUACGUGGCGUCGCUGGUCACGGGCUUUCUGGGUAUCAACACAGUGGCCAUGGUUUGUAAUCUCAUUAUGGGCGUGGCACUGGCUGCACUCUGCCUAUGGGCUUAUGUGAAGUAUUCCGGCGAGUUCCGCGAGGUGGGCAGCGUCAUCGACCAGGUGGCCGAGACCCUGUGGGAGCAGGUGGGUGAUCCGGGAGUGGAGGUUAGGGGGGAAGAAAUGCCUGCGGCACGUCUCUUGAUCAUACUAUUAUGCAUGUUCUGUUUCUCUUUUGCUUGGGCUCUUUCACUCACUUCUAUUUCUACGCCUCUCAUCUCCCUUUUAAUGUAUACAUUUUUCCCCCGCUCCCUUUCUCUCUUUUCCUUUCUACUCUCUUCCCUUUUCUUUUCCUGUCUCACCCCAUGUCCCCCUUCCUGCUUACUCUUUCACAGAGUGUUUGCUCCCAAACUCUUCCUCCUGUUCUUUUCCUAACCUAUCUGGAUGUGACUGAAUGUGAUUUACCAAAACCUAUUUUCUCUCUCAAACCAGAAUUUCCUUAUCAGCCCAAAAUGUGGUUCCUUAUCUGUCUUUGUCUCUGGUUGAACCCUGAUUCUUUAUCUUUUCCCCAGAAGUGUGCACCCGCCACUUAAAAUAAAUGUAUUAGUGUAAGCGUUGUUUCAACCACUGAGGGAGGGUGCAAGUGCACACUUUGGUAGAAGGGUAGAGAAUUGGGAUGCCUCUCACUACUAUCCCCACUAAUUAGUGUUCCAUCUUUUUUUUUAACUUUGUGCUUGCCACAGAGGACUCCACGAAAGGUGAGGUGGACGGAGGGGAAGAAAGGCUCCAUCUUUUGUCAUUUUGGAGGCAAAAAUACGUCACUACUAAUGUCAUUAACAUGGCCACAAUACUUCCCUUGCCUUGUUUUCAGAUAUUUUCCAAACUCUUUGAGGUGGCGAGGAGUCGAGUCCAGUUGGAUUCCUUGAUAACGACCCAGAGAACGAGACUGGCCUCCAACAACAAUGUCAAGAAGAAAAACUAGCCCCUGCCGGUUUUCCCCCUUCGCUUGGUUUCCAGUGUCCAUUUUUAGGACUAUAUAUAAAUGUUUUCUUUUUUGAUAGCUCAUGGUCCCCAUGCCAUGCUGGUUUAGAAUUUAAAAACUGAAUUUUAUACCUGGUUCUCACCACAAAUGUAGAGUACAGGUUGGCACUUUCAUGGUUGAUUUGUUUUCUCAUUACGAGGGUAAGGGUGGGUAGGGUGACAUUGGGUGCUUAAGUUUUGUCACGUGUGUGUGCAUGAUUAGCUGUCACCAUUUCCAUUUUUGGUAUGGAUGAACGUACUAACGAACAAAUUAAGCUUGCUUUCCUUGCUCCUUUCACUCCACCUCUAGUUGGUUUUAUUCUAUUUUUCCCCCACUUCCUUUCAUCUGAUGUCACCCCCUCUCCUCCUUUUGUCUUUCCCACCACUCUUGUCUCUCUCCCCAGGUGUUGAAGCCUCUGGGCGAUCACUAUAUGGAGGAUAACAUUAGGCUGAGUGUGGUCAACAGUCUCUGCUUGUCUGAGCGAGCAGGUGUCGCAACACGCCAAGUUAGAGUAAAUGAGUGACCGACAGUCCACUUCCCACACUAACAUUGCCAACCUGCCCGUAGAACCAAAGUUUACAGCUUUACCCUCUGUAAUUGGUCAUAGCUGCUUGUCACCUAACUCGGGCACCCAAUGAGAAGGCGGCAUUACGAGCGGUUAGCAGUGCGGGGAAUGAUGAGCCUGCCUCUUUUUCCUUGAUCAGACUGCUGAUUGGAUGUCUUGUGAGAUCAUCCCCCCCCCUCAUGGAAACUGAUUGUUAUAGUGACAGGACAUUUUGUGGCAAUUUAUUUAAGCAGGACAUUUUUCAGCUCAGUAGUUUGUGGUUGUCUGGGACAGGCAGCGUUUAGAGGUCUGUUUAAACCACAAUUUACUCGUCUUUUCUGUAAGAGCUUUCUUGUUUUCCUUCCCACUUGUCUGAGUGAAUGGAUAACAAUGUAAGAACAACCACUGCCUGCUUAUCAGUUCAGCAUCACCCUCCCCUCACUUCUCUCAACCAGUUGCUCUUAAGAUGAAUCAUUUUGUAUAUUUCUAUUCUAGUAUUAGAAUUGUUAUUCUGUUGAAAUUAUUCCAUCCAGACCAUUACCACAAAUGUGCAGUUUUGUACAGUUUCUUUUUACUCAUCCAAAAUGGGGCAUGUGUACGAAAUAUACAUAUAUAAAUACAUUUUCUAUACCUUUUUUGUAGCUGGAAGAGCAAUGGUUGUGGUAGGCCACUGUGCAGUUUACUGUAUUUAAAUGAAUGAUUUUGUGAUUUGUGUAUGUCCAAUAAAUUAUUUUUUAUAUACAUUUGUAAAGUAAUCCACAUUGAGCACUGCAAUUCCACCCCUGCUGACAAAUGUUUGUUAACUUAAUUUGUCUUCUGUUGCAGUUUAAAGUUAUUUCGUUAAUUUAUUUUUCAAUACAAGAUUAAAACAAUACCACAGUAUAUGAA